CAUCUAUGAUGAGGAUGGUCAACACCAAAGUAUAUGCAUCAUAUAUAUCAUAUAUGUACAUAAAAUUUCAUGAUUUUGACAGAUAUGGAGGAAAAGGUAACAAUGACCCUGAAAAUCAUAGACGCUGGAGGAGACUCUUUUGCUCAAAGAGCUGAAAUGUACUACAGAAAAAGGCCAGAACUAACCAACUUUGUCGAAGAAUUAUUUCGAGCUUAUCGAGCCUUGGCAGAGAGAUAUGACCAUCUUUCCCAAGACCUCCAAAGCGCCAACCGAACCAUUGCCACGGUCUACCCUGAACAAGCUCAUGAGUUGGCUAUGGAUGUUGAUGGGGAAGAAAAGGCUUCUCAAACUUCAACUUCUUCAAACACUGACCAAUACGAGCGAAGCAUCCCCAGAGUUCCAAAAAUACCGAAGUCGAAGGACUUCAGGAGGUCAUCUAUGGCAAUUUCAAGAAAAACGUCUCAGCUUGGAAGGAUUUCUAGCUUAGUAAAAGUGGUACCGAGUUCAGGGCUAACGAGAAUAGAGGCUUUGGAGGAAAUUGAUAUUCUCCAAAAGGGUAUUCUGGGGUUCCAAACAGAAAAGGAGUUUGUAAAGAGUAUGUAUGAACACGGCUAUCAGAAGUUUUGGGAGAUUGAGAAUCAGAUAACCGAAAUGCAGAAAAGGGUUAGUACUUUACAAGAUGAGUUUGAUAUUCAAACUGUUAUUGAGGACGACGAAGCUCGGUCUAUAAUGGCAGCCACGGCUCUGAAAUCGUGUCAAGAGACUUUGGUUAAGCUGCAAGAGAAGAAGGAACAGUCGACAGAAGAGGCUAUAGUUGAGCAGAAAAAGAUGAAAGAUGCUCAUGAGAAGUUUUCUAGGAUAAGAGCAAAGUUUAUUGACAAACAAACUGGGGACAGGAAAGUAGAGUCCAAAGAGGAAGAUAUAGAUGAAGAGAUUGUUGGGAUGGGAACAGAUGAAAGGGAUGUGAAGAUAUUGAGGGAAAUGAUUAAGAAAAGGCUUGAUAUGGAUUCAAAGUCUACUCUUACUGUGACUGAACUAGCUGAGAAGAUUGAUGAGCUUGUCAACAAGGUUGCUAGCCUCAAAACUGAGGUUUCUUCACAAACUGCUUUGGUAAAGAGGUUAGGUUCAGAAACUGAUCAGCUUCAGGCACAUGUACGAAGCUUAGAAAAUGACCAUGAGAGCUUGAAGGAAGGAUCCAAUAAUAUGGUAAAGAGGCUGAGAGAGUUGGAGGAAGAACUGCAUAGGAUAAAAGAGUUGAACAGAAGUCUAAAAGUCCAAAACAACAAUCUCCAAACUUAUUUUACCGAAGCUAGUUGUAAUAUUGAUCAUCUUUCAGAAAAGUUGCAGAGUGUGAGGCAGGACAAGGAGGAUAAUGAGAGUAAACCAGGAAAAAGCAUUGAAGAAAUGAAGGAAGAAGUGGAGGAAGAAAAGGAAAAUGAUACUUCACUUCUUGGAAACUUGGCAGAAAGUCGAACCAAUCCAGGCAAUAAUUCUGGCAUUGUGAGUGUUGAAGUAGAGGAACAAAAGCAGGAGGUGGGAGAAGAGAAGAAAGAGUUGCUUGAUGAGCCAAGUGAGAUAUUGAAAGUAGAGAAGGAAAGUGAUGAUGCCGGUGGUGGCGCUAGAUCAAAUUGGAGGUUGCUGUUCUUGAAAGGUUUAGAGGACAGAGAAAAUAUUCUACUGCAGGAGUAUACCUCAGUUCUUCAAGAUUAUAAGGAAGUGAAGAAGAAGCUGAAUGAAAUGGAGAGCAAAAACCGGGAGAGCAUAUUUGAUUUGGCAAUACAGAUAAGAGAACUAAAGAAUGAUGUAGCCUCUAAAGAUGAUGAGAUCAAGAGCUUAAAACAUAAGUUUGACUACCCACCACAGACGAAUCCUGAUGAAAGUCCAUUUACUUACUCCACAGAUGCUUCAGGUGAGAGCUCAAAUCAAACACCAUCUCUAAAUUUGGACUUAGAAUCAGUUUCUAGUGAGCUUGGGGUCCAAAAUGUUAAAACCUUGGAGAAACUCAUGGCAUCAACAGAAGACUUGAAAAACCCUAAUGAAAACGAGGUGGUGGAAGAGAUAGUCGAGAAGAAUCGGGCUCCUAUACCCCAUUCUGUUUCGUCUAUAGAAGAAAAGUUCCGAUCAGACAUUGAUGGACUGCUUGAGGAGAACCUCGAGUUCUGGUUGAGGUUUAGCACUUCGGUUCAUCAGAUACAGAAGUUUGAGACUUCAAUAGAGGAUUUACAAUUGGAUUUAUCAAAAUUGAAGGAGAACCAUAACAGGAAGCCAGAUGGCAUAAUAGGCUCUAAACAACACUUUAUACAAUCAAAUGCUAGGCCGAUAUACAGGCACUUGAGGGAAAUCCAAACUGAGAUGUCACUCUGGUUAGAACACAACGCUGUUCUGCAAGAAGAAUUGCAGGGCAGGUUUUCAUCCUUGUGCAACAUCCAAGAUGAGAUAUCGAGGGUCUCUUGUGUUGGUUCUGAAGUUGAAAAGACCAAGCUGAACAGAUACCAGGCUGCAAAGUUACAAGGAGAAGUUCUCAACAUGAAGCAGGAGAACAACAAGGUUGCAGACGAACUGAACGUGGGCCUUAAUCGUGUGAUGGGGUUCAAAGUUAAAGUGGAGAAGACUCUGGUGAAACUCAAUGAAGAGCUUGGAAUUUCUGCUGCAAAGAAUGACCACUGCAGCACCACCAAACAUCCAGCUAAUAGGCCAAGGAUUCCUUUGAGGUCUUUCUUGUUUGGUGUAAAGUUGAAGAGGCAAAAGGCAUCAAUCUUCUCGUGUGUGAGUCCUGCACUUCAAAAACAAUAUAGUGAUCAAGCAACAGCUGGACCACCCCCAAUCUAAAUCACUUCUAUCAUUUUCUUUCUAUUUAUUCUUUGUUAGUAGUAGAUUCUAAUGCAAAUAGGAUAUGCAGAAAGGUCAUGUGUUCUUUCACUUGAUCAAUAGGGGGAUUAUUCUUCAGUUCAUGUAACAUUCAUUCAGUACCUUGUCUCUAUUUUCAAUUUCACAAUACACGAUAUUGUCAUAUCUUA
Molecule: messenger RNA, 3017 nt
Organism: Humulus lupulus (European hop)
Lineage: Eukaryota; Viridiplantae; Streptophyta; Magnoliopsida; Rosales; Cannabaceae
Product: protein NETWORKED 2A-like
Exons: 1
Coding region: 70-2829 (919 amino acids)
Molecular function (GO): actin binding
Source: RefSeq, a predicted model, not a curated record